UCAGCUGUGUCCAAUCACAGCUGAUCACAUCUGUCACGCUGACAGAAGAGAGGAGAGGAGAGCCGGUAAUCUGCUUUCCACGGAGGGGACAUGUACACUGAACAUCAGGGCACUGAUGAUCAGUGUGCCCUGAUGAUCAGUGUAGCCCCAGCGGUGCCACCUGUCAGUGUCCAUCAGUGCCACGUGCCAGUGCCCAUCAGUGCCACAUCAAUGCCACAUAGUGCAUACCAGUGCACAUCAAUGCCACAUAUCAGUGUCCAUCUGAGCUGCCUUUCAGUGUCACCCAUCAGUGCCAGUCAGUGCCACCUAUCAAUGCCAAUCAGUGCCACCUAUUAGUGCCAGUCAGUGCUGCUUAUCAGUGCCAUGUAUCAGUGCUGCCUUUCAGUGCCCAUCAGUGAUGCCUGUCA
This is a messenger RNA of Staurois parvus, 407 nucleotides long. The record is from the annotation of a GenBank genome assembly. NCBI's taxonomy places the organism in Eukaryota, Metazoa, Chordata, Amphibia, Anura, Ranidae.